Molecule: messenger RNA, 1565 nt
Organism: Corticium candelabrum
Lineage: Eukaryota; Metazoa; Porifera; Homoscleromorpha; Homosclerophorida; Plakinidae
Product: suppressor of fused homolog
Exons: 10
Coding region: 14-1342 (442 amino acids)
Cellular component (GO): cytoplasm; nucleus
Molecular function (GO): transcription factor binding
Source: RefSeq, a predicted model, not a curated record
UUAAACAACACACAUGAACCCUAGCGUUUCAGCUCCUCCAACUCCAGCAGGACUCGAAGCUAUUCAUUCGUCAUGUCGGAAGCUUUACGCAGACCAGCCAAAUCCACUCCAAGUGACAGCUUUGCUCAAGUACUGGUUGCAAGGUCCUGAUCCUCUGGAUUACAUCAGCAUGUAUGCAAAUCCUGGAGAUGUCAGUCAAGGCAUACCAGCUCACUGGCAUUACAUUAGUUUUGGAUUGUCAGAUCUGCAUGGUGAUGGAAGAGUUCACGACAUAUCAGGACCUGAUGGCCCCAGUGGGUUUGGCUUUGAAUUGACAUUUCGUUUGAAACGUGAAGAGAGCGAUACAUCACCUCCAACAUGGCCUGCUGAGUUAAUGCAAGGUCUUGCAAGAUAUGUAUUUCAGACAUUCAAUAUAUUGUGCCCUGGUGACCAUGCAUCAUGGCACGUACCGUUGGAUAAUGGAGAGUCAAGGUUACAGCACAUGUUAAUGACCGAUGACCCACAAAUGCCUCCUGUGGUGUCUCAGUGUGGAAGGACCCAGUUUGUACAGAUUGUUGGUAUUUGCUUAGAAGAGCUAAGAGCAGCCCAGCAAUGGAAUGGACCAGGAAUUCUUGAUCUUUUGAAGAAGCAUACUGUAUCUGGAGGGCCAUGGUUGGUGACAGACAUGAGAAGAGGAGAGUCAAUAUUUGAACUUGAUCCAUCGUUUCAACAAGCUGUUGAUGAUGGUCUGCAGCAAGAUGGUUCAGAUUUAACUGGUGUGAGUGGUUUUUGCUCUUGGGAAGAUGUGGAUGGUGUCAUUGGAAUGGAGAAUCCAACUGUUGAUCCACAGUUUACUUUGCUGACUCAAGUCACUCCAUCAGGACUUCCAGCAAUUCCUGAAGCAAGUCUUCGUCGUGGUAGUCGAUUCAGUCAAGACAUUCAUGACUCAACCAGCAAUGGCACUGAUCUUUCAACUCCUGACACAAACUAUGAGGCAACAACAGAGUUGAUAAGAACAAGAACACUUGACUAUGUCCACUUGAAAUUUACUAUAGAAGCUGGUGCUCUAUUGCCUCUUGUGUUCAAAGGUCGGUUACGACAUGGUCGUCACUUCACUUUCAAGAGUCCAGCCGAUGAUUUGGCCAUAACGUUUGUGUGUGAUGGAAUUGCAGGAUCAUUUGCUGACCAGUCUCAUCCCUAUGCUGCACAUGGUCCAUGGUUACAGGUAUUUAUCUCAGAAGACUUUAUGUCUGUGAUAACAGAAGACAUGAGCGAUUUGAAUAAUCCAGAAGAGUUGAAGCUACCAAGAGAAUAUUCAUGGAAAGGUCAAAAACUGAGAAUCACAAUCAUACCAGAAGAAUGAAGACAUUGAUGACAUCUCGACACUUCAGAUGCAGAUUGGAGAGAGAAAGCAGAAGUAAAUGUACAAUUUGUAUAAAGACAUUCUACGCUUUUAGUAGACCUUAGGUAACUGACAAAGUUGUUUGCAUAGAAUAGAGUAGCUAUUAAUGCUGGCUGUAUCCAAUCUAAUACAAACGCUUUGUUAAGCUCAUUCAACUGUCAUGUGACAGCCUGAAUAUUAACAG